AAGCAGAGCACAGCCCAGCAUAUCACGUGACUGGUUUACGUAAGACCUCGCUAGUCAUGUCGCUGCUUCGGCCUGUCUCCUUACUGCCCCGGCUCUGGUUUCGUCGCCUGAGCGGCCGGUGCUGCCCACUUAGCGAACGCCGGGGACUGCUGCAGCUCCGAGGAACGGACCCCGCUGUGUUCCUACAGGGACUGAUAACUAACGACAUACAGCGAUUGGCAGAGGGCGCGCUGUACGCGCAUAUCCUCAACGUGCAAGGGCGGAGCCUGUUUGAUGUCUUUCUGUAUAGGCCCCCCACGGGACACAAUGAGACAUCCGCCAUUCUACUGGAGUGUGACAUUGCGGCCAUGGAACCCAUCCAGAAGCAUCUGAACCUGUAUAAUUUCCGAAGAAAGGUGACCAUAUCCCCGUGCCCUGAGCUGUCCGUGUGGGGCAUCAUCUCAGCUUCCAAGAAGCAGGACACCCAAACUCCUGAAUUGUCCUCUUCUGUGAUCUGUUCCGCUGACCCUAGGGUGGAUGUCAUGGGCUUUAGGCUGGUGGCUCCGUCUGGAGAGAAUCCCAAGAACCUCUUCCCAGAGACAGAGACAGGCAGUUAUAGAGAAUAUACUAAGCACCGAUAUGAGCAAGGUGUUCCAGAGGGUGUACAAGACAUUCCCCCCGGGGUGGCGCUACCACUGGAAUCCAACCUGGUGUACAUGAACGGUAUCAGUUUCUCCAAAGGUUGUUACCUGGGCCAGGAGCUCACAGCAAGGACUCACCACACCGGAGUCAUUAGGAAGCGCCUACUGCCCGUCCAACUCUCGUCAUCGUUACCGGCCGAAGCAGAAGGAGCCGACAUAUUGACAUCGGCUGGGAAGCCAGCGGGAAAAUAUAGAGCCGGGGAUGGGGACGUUGGUUUGGCAUUGCUACGAAUUGCUCACAUCAACGAAGAACUGCUCCUCAAACUGUCCAACGGGCCCAGUGUUUCUGUUAAAGCCUCAGUGCCGGAGUGGUGGCCACAAACCAGUGGCAACUAAAUGAUUGCUUGGGAUGGAAUGGGCAAUGUAAAGCCACAAUCAUCUCUUAUCUGCGAUUCUGUGGCUUCUUCAGCGAGGGCCUAGGGCUGAACUUGGGGUACAUUAUCUGAAUUGAACUGCUUAGAUCCAUUUUUGAGCAAAUAACCAAUGACUUUCACUUAUGCACCAUCUCCAGGGCUGCAUUACACAGAGUUAUUUACACAGUGUGUUCAGAGUUAUUAUUAUUAUUACGUUUUUUUAGAGUGCCAACAUAUUGCGCUAUAUAUAUAAGUGUUGUUCGCACUCUCCGAUGAAGAAAGAUCCAAGCAGCGCCCCGAACCCGUCGCUUUGGUGAGAUGCAAAGAAAUCGAUGAAUAGGCAUUAUAUUGCGUGUGUGUGACACACCAGGUUGGAUAAAAUUUCGAUCUUUAUUCCAUAGGUUAAAAUCAAAUGUCCUAACGCUUUUCGUAUCUAGAGAUACGUAAUCAUAGGCACAUGAUUGUAGCGCCUAUGAUAGAGUCCUGCGCGGGUCCAUUUUUUUGUAACCCAUACCCGACCCACAAUCCGCAACCCGCAUUCUUACCUGCUCCCGGACCCGUGACCCGCUAAAUCACCAAGAAUCAGGAAGUGUAAACCGGAAGUGAUAUCAUCGGAAGUAGGUGGUAUUAAAAAAAAAAAAAGGAGUAAAAAUCUCUAUUGAGAAAGCCUGCAGAACCGCCGACCCGUGUCUAUACGCGCACCCCGAACUUCUGCCUGCAACCCGCAGGGUACCGCUGGUUUUUGCGGGUACCCGACCCGCUGCCGGACUCUAACCUGUGUUUACGUAUCUCUAGAUACGAAACUUGUUCGGACGUUUGAAUUUAACCCAUGGAAUAAAAAUUGAAAUUUUAUCCAACCUGGUGUGUCGCAGGAGUGCGCGCCUCUUCAUCUAUUUCCAAAACAUCACAGGGGUGUAAGGCCAACGGCACAACUAACUGUCACACCACCCUGAUUCACCCUUUCACCACUUCACAGAGUGAAUCAUCAUGUGGCGACGCCUCGGGUGAUUGACGGGUUUCCUGAGGUUCUUUACAGGAAUGAGUGUCAGGCGGAUAGGGGGCGUUUGGGUGCCAUUGUUGUCAGCCUGAUAAAAAUGGUGGUCGAAAUGCCGUGUUAAAAGGUUUAUUAGAGAAGGCAAGGUUUAUAAGAAUGUGUGAGAGGCAUCACAUAUGAUAAAUGGGAUUAUAUGUCCAUUGCAGGUCCGGACUGGCAAUCUCUGGUUCUGGCAAAUGCCGGGGGGGCUGCUAUAAAAUGCCAAAGACUAUCACUAUUUAGUGAGCUGGUGGGGAGCUGUUUGGGCCUCUGUACCUUAAAGCGGACCUGUCACCCAGACACAAAAAUCUGUAUAAUAAAAGUUCUUUUCAAAUUAAA
Molecule: messenger RNA, 2405 nt
Organism: Xenopus laevis (African clawed frog)
Lineage: Eukaryota; Metazoa; Chordata; Amphibia; Anura; Pipidae
Gene: iba57.S
Product: IBA57, iron-sulfur cluster assembly S homeolog
Exons: 3
Coding region: 57-1016 (319 amino acids)
Biological process (GO): iron-sulfur cluster assembly
Cellular component (GO): mitochondrial matrix; mitochondrion
Source: RefSeq, a predicted model, not a curated record